GCCCGCCGUAGGCUCCCGGGACCCGCGCCGCGCGCUCCUUCUCCGACAGCUGCAGGGAGCCCAGCGCACCGCGUCCUGCCCCGUCUGUCCCCGCGGGUCGCCGCGCCAUGACCACCCAGCAGAUAGUCCUCCAGGGCCCGGGACCAUGGGGCUUCCGCCUCGUGGGGGGCAAGGACUUCGAGCAACCCCUGACCAUUUCCCGGGUCACUCCUGGAAGCAAGGCCGCGAUGGCUAACCUGUGCAUCGGAGAUGUAAUCACAGCCAUCGAUGGGGAAAACACCAGCAAUAUGACCCACUUGGAAGCUCAGAACAAAAUCAAGGGCUGUGCAGACAACAUGACUCUCACAGUCACCAGGUCUGAACAAAAAAUCUGGUCUCCCCUGGUGACAGAGGAAGGGAAACGUCAUCCGUACAAGAUGAAUUUAGCCUCUGAACCCCAAGAGGUCCCGCACAUAGGGAGCGCCCACAACCGGAGUGCUGUGCCCUUUACUGCCUCACCGGCCACCAGCUCUGCCCCCAGGGUCAUCACAAACCAGUACAACAACCCAGCUGGCCUCUAUUCCUCUGAAAACAUUUCCAACUUCAACAACGCCUUGGAGUCCAAGACAGCAGCCAGUGGGCAGGAGACGAAUGGCAGAGCCUUAGACAACCCUCAGCCUCCGAGCGGACUCAUCAUCAACAAAGAAUCUGAAGUUUACAAGAUGCUUCAAGAGAAACAAGAGUUAAAUGAGCCCCCCAAGCAAUCCACUUCAUUCCUGGUUUUGCAGGAAAUCCUGGAGUCUGAAGAGAAAGGGGAUCCCAACAAGCCCUCAGGUUUCAGAAGUGUUAAGGCUCCGGUCACCAAAGUGGCUGCAUCUAUUGGAAACGCCCAGAAGUUGCCCAUGUGUGACAAAUGCGGCACCGGCAUUGUUGGCGUGUUUGUGAAGCUGCGGGACCGUCACCGCCACCCCGAGUGUUAUGUGUGCACUGACUGUGGCACCAACCUGAAACAGAAGGGCCACUUCUUUGUGGAGGAUCAGAUCUACUGUGAAAAGCAUGCCCGGGAGCGGGUCACACCGCCCGAGGGCUACGACGUGGUCACUGUGUUCCCCAAGUGAACCGGCAGACCUGCGCCUGUCACCGCUUAUGCUCUCACCGCCCCGGCGCUCUCUCCUCUCCUCUCCUCUCCUCUCGUCUGAGGUCUUUGGUUUUCUCCCUGCCUCUGCUCACUGACUCACUGGCUGUGUGACGCCUGCUUUUACGAUUAACAGAAGAUGGUUUCGUUCAGUGGCCUCCUUGCCAGCAUCCCCGGGUCUUCUCUGCACCUCGGUUCAUCUCUGCCACCAGUGGACAUCAGCCAAAUUUGAACCAGACCGAAUUUAAUAUGUGUGAUGUUGAUUUCGUUUUUACUCAAUAAAUUUAUAGACUCCAA
Molecule: messenger RNA, 1411 nt
Organism: Hyaena hyaena (striped hyena)
Lineage: Eukaryota; Metazoa; Chordata; Mammalia; Carnivora; Hyaenidae
Gene: PDLIM1
Product: PDZ and LIM domain 1
Exons: 7
Coding region: 108-1097 (329 amino acids)
Biological process (GO): heart development; actin cytoskeleton organization; muscle structure development
Cellular component (GO): stress fiber; Z disc; filamentous actin
Molecular function (GO): actin binding; muscle alpha-actinin binding
Source: RefSeq, a predicted model, not a curated record